CAAAUUGUAUUGUAAUAAAACUUGUGAUUUCCACUCCUAGCAGAAACCCUGUGAAGUACAAAGUCAGAUUUCUUUUUCAUUCCAGUCAUUAAUCCUAAAAGUGUGUUUCCCAGCAUGAUCCAGACAGACAGCUUUUGUUGAUAAAGCUCUGAGACUGGAUGUGAACUUUUCUCUCCGUUUUACAGUCUGUGCAGCCCAAUCGAAAGUAAAGGGAUGUGCAAAUGGAUGGGUUGAAUUCACCUGCAAUUAUCCUGACAAAGAUGAGAAAUAUAAAAGGGUUGAUGUGGUUAAUCCCAGAGGAAGAACCACGGGAACCUCCAAAAAGAAUGAUUGGGAAAACAGAGGCAACAUUUCCCUGUUCCAUGAUACAGGAAAUAAAAAUCUCACAGUGGCCAUCAAACAACUUGAAGGUGAGGACUUUGGGGAUUACAUGUGUAAAUUUUACGAAGAAUCUGACUCCGAUGCAGAAGAGCAUAAAGUAACACUGACAGUUGAUGACAACUGCCAGGAACCACUGAAUCACACAACGUACAAAACAGCUAAAACCAACAUUACAUGUGAUUACAGCGGACGCAGGCAAGAAACCAGAGUCAAGUUUUUCUGCAAACAGAACGGUUCAGUCUGUGAGGAAGUUUUAUCAACAAAACCGUCUCAUACUCUCAGCAUGUCCAUCAGUAAUGUGUCCUCACAGCAUGCUGGUGUCUACUGGUGUGGAGUGAAAUCAGAUAAAGGCCAUUACAGAGCUGGACUAGGGAGAAUACAACUGGCAGUUAACGAUAUUCCUAUCUUAACAAAGUCUACAACUAUUGGACAGAAUCUCACAUACUGGUACCAAUAUCCAAAAGGCACUUAUAAAACCAUAUUCAUCUGUAAGGGAGAAGACCCAUCUACAUGUGAUACUCUCGCAGAUACCUUACCACCCAACAAAGCAACACCAAACACUGGGAGGUUUUUCAUAACGGAUGGCAGAGUGAAUAGAAAUAUCACCAUUACAGUGGUAAAUGUAAGAAGAGAAGACACUGGGACAUACUGGUGUGGAGGAGAAAGCAUUAACCCAAAAAAGAACAUCUCAUUCCACAAACUUCAGAUGACUGUCGUUUGGUCUCCUGCAGGUGGCUCUUUGUUAACUGUAACCAUCCCUGUGGUCAUCUGUGUGGCUGUGCUGCUGCUUAUGUUAGUUCUCCUCUACAUGGGAUUUCAGCGCAAGAAAAACACAAGAAAUGGAAAAGCACAGAACAAGGAGGAUCGUCCCUAUGAGGAGAUACAGGAGCUCCCUCAGAAGCCGGGCUCAGGAACUGCACUUAAAUCAAUUUAUGUCACUGCCAACGCUCCCACAAGCCCCCCUCCCUCACACUAUUACUCCUCCAUCAGCUUUCACAAGAGCUCUGGUGAAGCUAGUGGUGACACAUACUCUACCGUGAAGGACAACAUCCAAUGUCCCACCUACUCAACUGUCAAUCACCCAUCCAGACUUCCUGAAGACCCUUUCUAUUCCACUGUCAACAGGCCACAGCAGCACUGAGACAAGUCCUGACUUAUUUUAGUUCAUUUAACUUUUUAAAGUUUGAAAAAACAUAGAAAAAAAUGUCAACAAAUUAUAUUUAUAUUACCACAGCUAUAUUUUAUAGAAUAGUUAU
Messenger RNA from Plectropomus leopardus (leopard coralgrouper), 1637 nucleotides. The record is from RefSeq and is a predicted model, not a curated record. Lineage: Eukaryota; Metazoa; Chordata; Actinopteri; Perciformes; Serranidae.